Molecule: messenger RNA, 2611 nt
Organism: Rhinichthys klamathensis goyatoka
Lineage: Eukaryota; Metazoa; Chordata; Actinopteri; Cypriniformes; Leuciscidae
Gene: grhl1
Product: grainyhead-like transcription factor 1
Exons: 15
Coding region: 159-1988 (609 amino acids)
Biological process (GO): regulation of transcription by RNA polymerase II
Cellular component (GO): nucleus
Molecular function (GO): RNA polymerase II cis-regulatory region sequence-specific DNA binding; DNA-binding transcription activator activity, RNA polymerase II-specific
Source: RefSeq, a predicted model, not a curated record
UCAGUAUAUCCAAAAAAGCGAGAAAAGCCAACAAAACCCGUUCUCAUACAGGCAAUUCUAACGCAGCCCUCAUCCCAUUCUGAAAGCUUUGCUCCAUACAAGAAGAAGAAGGAUCGGAUUUACAGUACCAACUAGAAAGUCCAGUUCGACCAUAAGAGAUGUCACAGGAUCAUGACAAUAAGCGGCCUGUGCUCGUGGUACCGAAUGAUCCGGCUUACAACCAGCGCCGGCCUUACACAAGUGAGGAUGAGGCCUGGAAGUCGUUCCUGGAGAACCCUCUCACAGCCGCCACCAAGGCCAUGAUGAGCAUUAAUGGAGAUGAGGACAGUGCCGCAGCUCUGGGUUUGCUAUACGACUACUACAAGGUGCCACGGGAAAAGAGAACAAUAUCCCAGCAAAAGACUGACGUCCUGGGCUCUGAUGUGGAUCCCAACAAAAGGAACAUGAUGGCCCCUCUCCAAGAGACGUCAAUGCCAUCGGAGAACAGAAUUCAGGUUCUGAAAGGAGUACCCCUAAAUAUCGUUCUUCCAGGGAACCCGCACACCCAGGACAAGAGAGGCCUUUUCCCCUCACCUGAUACUACGGUGACGGUGUCCAUUGCGGCUGUGCCAAACUACUCAGUGAAGACAGAGGGUUCAUCCCACGGUUUCUCCGUCACAGUCCCCAACCCCCACUGCUCAGAACCAGACAGUCACACGGUGGGAUUUGACCGUCAGCUCCCCCACAACCAGUUCAGCCCGAACACACAGCCACGCACCCCAGACUCGACCUUCCCAGAGAACUCAGAUGUGUUCUCGUUCCCAGGGGAUCUCCAGUUACGCAUGGUCUCGCAGGAGGACUACGGAACUUUUGACACAGUGUCAAGUAAUAAUUUUCAAUACACGUUAGAAGCCUCUAAGUCUCUCAGACAGAAGUCUGGUGAUGGCACAAUGACGUACCUCAACAAGGGCCAGUUCUAUCCCAUCACCCUCAGGGAAACCGAGAAUGGCAAACUGAUGCACGGCCCCAUCUGUAAAGUCAGGAGUGUUGUGAUGGUAGUGUUUGGAGAGGAGAAAACCAGAGAUGACCAACUCAAGCACUGGAAAUACUGGCACUCGAGACAGCACACGGCCAAACAGAGAUGCAUUGAUAUCGCGGACUACAAAGAAAGUUUCAACACCAUCAGUAAUAUUGAGGAGAUUUCAUAUAACGCCAUUUCAUUCACAUGGGACAUCAGUGAGGAAGCAAAGAUCUUUAUCUCAGUGAAUUGUCUGAGCACAGACUUCUCCUCUCAGAAGGGAGUGAAGGGCCUACCGCUCAACCUACAGAUCGACACCUACAGCUACAACAACCGCAGUAAUAAACCCAUCCACCGCGCAUACUGCCAGAUAAAGGUCUUCUGCGACAAGGGUGCAGAACGCAAAAUCCGUGAUGAGGAGAGGAAACAGUCCCGUAGGAAGAGCAAGGGCCCUGACGUCAACCCUGCUAUGGGAAACUUUGGGCCAGAUGUCAAGGUGCCCCUCCUGCACAAGCGCAGCGACAUCACUGUCUUCAAGACAAUGACAGAAUACGAGACACAGCCUGUCCUUUUUAUCCCCGACAUCCACUUCUCCACCUUCCAGCGUCAUCCUUUCUCACCGGAGGACUCAGAGGAGGGCUCAGCUAUGAAGAGAUUACCUUAUUCCGAGGAGGAGUUUGGAUCACCUCCCAAUAAGCUGGCAAGGAUGGAUGAGCCCAAAAGAGUUUUGCUGUAUGUGCGCAAGGAGACAGAAGAAGUGUUUGAUGCUCUCAUGCUGAAAACACCUACUGUAAAAGGCCUAGUGGAAGCGAUUUCAGAGAAAUAUGAAGUUCCUCUUGAGAAGAUGGGAAAAGUCUUCAAGAAAUGCAAGAAAGGGAUCAUGGUAAACAUGGAUGAUAACAUCGUCAAGCACUACUCCAACGAGGACACCUUCCAGAUCCAGAUGGAGGAAAUGGGAGGAAUGAUUAAGCUUACACUGACAGAGAUUUGAGAGUUAUUUUCGAGUCAUUCUACAGACUGGUUUACACAAGUCCACAGACCAUUCCUCCUACUCUAUUAGGAUACCAGAGAUCCCUCAGCAACUCGCUGUCAUCUUUUAGAAUAAUCUGAUGAACAGUUUUCGCGUGACCAAGUGUAUGAGCCUUAAGUACUUCGUGAAUUUAGAGUGAAAUGAUGUAGAGUAUUUCUUUCAAGUGUUUCUUCCAAACACCUUAAAGGUUUUGAGCCAUAUUUUCUAAUUUUUUUCUGAGUAUAAGCGAACAGCUGCAGAUUUUUACUAUUUCUCAUUCAUUUUGUGACUCUGAAAGAGAUCACAAUAACAAUUUACUCUUCGUUUUCCUGUUUAAAGUCAUAGCACUGGAGACGCUAAUCUCUAAAAAGGACAAAUGAACAGGGUGUUACUUCUGUAGUAAAAUGGGUUUGGGGGAUCCUAUUUGCUUGACUGUAUUGAUACAAAUACCCUGAGCAGUAUUUAGUGAGUACAGUAUAUUAUCCCUUGCUCAGCAACUCCACGAGGUGCAGUGCCACAAGCACUGUGUGUAUGUGUGUGUGUGCACAUUAUGAUUUAUAAAUGUAGAGGAACAAUCCUUUUUUUAACCAACAAUGGUCAUUUCC